AUGGCUUUCGCCGGGAUGGCUUCCAUUCCCAACUACGACAGCACGGCACAGACGUCUGGCGUUCCUAUCAGCUCGGCCCGCAGCAACCAUCACGAGGAGGAGGAUAUCGCUGCUGCCAACCAGAACACCGUCGAUACCGCCGCCACAUCAAUCACCGAGGUAGCGGGAAGUGACAAAGCCCCCAAAAAGUCCUCGGCCCCGUUCGAUAGUGACAAAAUCUCCGCCGAGGGUGAAGAUGAGGAUUCCGAGAUGGAGCGCCGCCACUCCUUGGUGCAGUCGCUUGCCCGCAAGUACUCCCACGCCUCGGCUACCGGAACCGUGAGAGGGAACCCCUUCUUCGCCGAUGAGACGUCGCCUCUGAACCCGAACUCGCCCGACUUCAAUGGCCGUGCUUGGGCCCGCGCCAUGGUCGACCUCGUCCAGCAGAACGGCGCUUCCUUCCGUACCUCUGGUGUCGCUUUCCAGAAUCUCAACGUCUUUGGCUUCGGCCAGGCCACUGACUACCAAAAGGAUGUCGGAAACAUCUGGCUUGGUGUGGCUGGUCUCGCGCGUAAGCUUACCGGUGGAGGUGGAAAGACCAGAAUCGACAUUCUUCGCAACUUUGACGGUCUUGUUCGCAAGGGCGAGAUGUUGGUUGUCCUGGGUCCUCCUGGUUCUGGUUGCUCGACUUUCUUGAAGACUAUCGCGGGUGAGACUAACGGUCUCUACACUGACGAUAGUUCCUACUUCAACUACCAAGGUAAGUGGCGUCAAAGUCCGAGAUCAGGCUUGCAGGGGUUCACCGUGGCUGGCGUCGAGCUUACUCCCUCGCCGCAAGACACUGCAACCGCCACCUGGUGUAACAUCGAGAUGCACACCCAGCACCGUGGUGAGGCCAUCUACACGGCCGAGGUGGACGUCCACUUUCCUCAACUGUCUGUUGGUGACACUUUGACAUUCGCCGCCCGCGCUCGCCAACCCCGCCAGCUUCCCGAGGGUAUUAGCAGCAACGACUUCGCUCAGCACCUGAGAGACGUCGUUAUGGCCAUGUUCGGUAUCUCGCAUACCGUGAACACUCGCGUCGGUAACGAGUAUAUCCGCGGUGUUUCGGGUGGUGAACGCAAACGUGUCACCAUCGCCGAGGCAGCCCUCUCUGGAGCUCCUCUGCAAUGCUGGGACAACAGUACCCGUGGUCUGGAUUCUGCCAACGCCAUCGAAUUCUGCAAGACCCUCCGUCUGCAAACCGAACUUUUCGACAGCACAGCUUGCGUGUCCAUCUACCAGGCUCCCCAGAGUGCCUACGACCUCUUCGACAAGGUUGCGGUCCUGUAUGAGGGUCGCCAGAUCUUCUUCGGCAAGGCCACCGAUGCCCGGCAAUACUUCAUUGACCUUGGAUACGAUUGCCCUGCUCGUGCCACCACCCCCGAUUUCCUGACUUCCAUGACGAGUCCUCAGGAGCGUCACGUUCGCCCCGGCUGGGAGAACAAGGCGCCCCGUACCCCUGACGAGUUUGCUACCGCCUGGAAGAACAGCGCCAACUACACCGCCCUGCAAGCUGAGAUUGAAGAGUACAAGCAGACUCACCCUCUCAACGGCCCCGAUGCCGAGGCUUUCCGUGCCUCGAAGAAGGCCCAGCAGGCCAAGGGUCAGCGUGCCAAGUCUCCCUUCACUUUGUCUUAUGCCCAGCAGAUCAAGCUUUGCCUCUGGCGUGGAUGGAGACGUCUGAUCGGUGAUCCCAGCAUCACUGUCGGUUCUCUCAUCGGAAACGUCGUCAUGGGUCUCAUUAUUGGAAGUGUCUUCUACAACUUGCAGCAGGACACCCAGAGUUUCUUCCAGCGCGGUGCCCUCCUCUUCUUCGCCCUGCUCAUGAACGCCUUCUCCAGUGCCCUCGAGAUUCUGACCCUCUACGCUCAACGACCGAUUGUCGAGAAGCACUCCCGUUAUGCCCUGUAUCACCCGUCUGCCGAAGCCGUUGCGUCCAUGCUGUGCGACAUGCCGUAUAAGGUCAUGAAUACAAUCGUCUUCAACCUGGUUCUAUACUUCAUGACGAAUCUGCGACGCGAGCCCGGAGCAUUCUUCUUCUUCCUUCUGAUGUCCUUCUUCACGGUCUUGACCAUGUCAAUGAUUUUCCGAACCAUUGCUUCGUCGUCUCGAACCCUGUCGCAAGCCAUGGUGCCCGCCGCCAUUCUCAUCCUGGAUCUCGUCAUCUUUACUGGCUUCGUCAUUCCCAUCGACUACAUGUUGGAUUGGUGCCGAUGGCUCAACUACCUCGAUCCUCUGGCAUACUCUUUCGAGUCCCUCAUCGUCAACGAAUUCCACGGUCGCAACUUCGCCUGCUCGGAAAGCCAAUUCGUCCCCAGGUCUGACGUUCCCGGCUACGCUAAUCUCCCAUCCGCCCAGCGUGUGUGCAGUGCCGUCGGUUCCGUUGCUGGUCUUGACUAUGUCAGCGGCGACGACUACGUUGGUUCUGGAUUCCGCUACUCGUAUGCCAACCGCUGGCGCAACUUUGGUAUCCUCAUCGCCUUCAUGCUUUUCUUCCUGAUGACCUACAUGGUUACGGCAGAGUUAGUCUCGGAGAAGAAGUCCAAGGGAGAAGUCCUUGUGUUCCGUCGUGGACACAAGCCCGCUGCCCUCAACGAGAAGCACACUGAUGACCCCGAGGACAUCCGCGUCGGACCCGUUACCACCGCUGACCGUGCCCGCAUCAACGAGAAGAACGAUGGUCUCAUUGAGGAACAAAAGUCCACCUUCCACUGGAACGACGUCUGCUACGAGGUCCAAAUCAAGAACGAGACGAGACGCAUUCUGGAUCACGUCGAUGGCUGGGUGAAGCCUGGUACUUUGACUGCCCUCAUGGGUGUGUCAGGUGCUGGCAAGACCACGCUUCUGGACUGCUUGGCUGACCGUACCUCUAUGGGUGUCAUCACUGGUGAAAUGCUGGUUGACGGUUACCAUCGCGAUGCUUCUUUCCAGCGCAAGACCGGUUACGUCCAACAGCAAGAUUUGCACCUGCAGACCACUACUGUCCGCGAGGCUCUCAACUUCUCUGCCCUCCUUCGUCAGCCCGAACACGUCCCGAGACAAGAGAAGCUCGACUACGUUGAGGAGGUGAUUAAGCUUUUGGAUAUGGAAGAGUACGCCGACGCCGUGGUCGGUGUUCCUGGAGAAGGUCUCAACGUUGAGCAACGUAAGCGUCUGACUAUCGGUGUCGAGCUGGUUGCGAAGCCUCCUUUGUUGCUCUUCGUUGAUGAGCCCACUUCCGGUCUUGACUCCCAGACUUCCUGGGCUAUUCUCGACCUUUUGGAGAAGUUGACCAAGAGUGGCCAGGCUAUUCUCUGCACCAUUCAUCAGCCUUCUGCUAUGCUUUUCCAACGUUUCGAUCGUCUUCUUUUCCUCGCCAAGGGUGGCCGCACUGUCUACUUCGGCGACAUUGGCGAGAACUCCAAGGUCAUGACUUCCUACUUUGAGCGUAUGAGCGGUAUGACUUGCCCUCAUGACGCCAACCCGGCCGAGUGGAUGUUGGAGGUGAUCGGUGCUGCUCCCGGAUCCCACACCGACGUCGACUGGCACCAGGCCUGGCGCAAGUCUGAGGAAUUCCAAGGUGUCCAGGCCGAACUGCAGAGACUCAAGGACGAGCGCGGUGUUCAGACCCCUGCCACCCACGACAAGGGCAGCUAUCGCGAAUUUGCUGCCCCUUUCUUCGCCCAGCUCAAGGAGGUUACCCACCGUGUCUUCCAACAGUACUGGAGAACCCCCUCGUACAUCUACGCCAAGGCUGCGCUUUGCACCCUGGUCGCUGCAUUCAUCGGUUUCGUUUUCUUCAAGGCUCCCAACACCCAGCAGGGUCUCCAGAACCAGAUGUUUGCCAUCUUCAAUUUGCUCACCGUCUUCGGCCAACUCGUCCAGCAGACCAUGCCUCACUUUGUCAUUCAACGGUCCUUGUACGAAGUGCGAGAGCGACCAUCCAAGGUCUAUGGGUGGAAGGUCUUCAUGCUCAGCCAGAUUAUCGUCGAACUUCCCUGGAACACCCUCAUGGCUGCCAUCAUGUACUUCUGUUGGUACUACCCCGUCGGCCUGUACCAGAACGCCAUUCCCGCCGAUCAGGUUACUGAGCGUGGUGCGCUAAUGUUCUUGUACCUGCUCGUCUUCCUGCUGUUCACAUCGACCUUUACCGACUUCAUUAUCGCUGGAUUCGAGACCGCUGAGGCUGGUGGCAACAUUGCCAACUUGCUCUUUAUGCUUUGUCUCAUCUUCUGCGGUGUGCUCGCCAAUCCCGACUCCAUCCCUCGCUUCUGGAUCUUCAUGUAUCGUGUAUCGCCAUUCACGUACAUUGUUUCAGGCAUGUUAUCCACGGCUGUAGCCAACACAGAGGUUGUCUGUGCUGCCAACGAGUUCCUCCACUUUGACCCUCCCUCAGGGCAAAGCUGUGGAGCCUUCCUCGAGAACUACAUCGCGGCUGCUGGCGGAUACCUUCGCGAGCCCAACGCCACCACCGACUGCCAGUUCUGCACCAUCCAAGACACCAACGUCUUCCUGGCGAGCGUCAAGAGCGACUACAACGACCGCUGGAGGAACUUUGGCAUUGCCUGGGUCUACAUCAUCUUCAACAUCUUUGCCGCCCUGGGCUUGUACUGGUUGGCGAGAGUACCGAAGAAGGGUGGCCUAUUUGGCAAGAAGAAGACUGAUGAGCUGUUUAGAGAGGCGAGCUUGGGUGCAAACCUGGAGGACGUGUUGAGAGUCUCUGUCAUUACAGAUCGAUGCAUCUGUGUGGCAUUUGUUCAUCCUCUCUGGCGGACUGGUUAA
Messenger RNA from Colletotrichum lupini, 4782 nucleotides. RefSeq names its product ABC-2 type transporter. Lineage: Eukaryota; Fungi; Ascomycota; Sordariomycetes; Glomerellales; Glomerellaceae. Bases 1 to 4782 code for a protein of 1593 amino acids. Gene Ontology annotation, molecular function: ATP binding; ABC-type transporter activity; ATP hydrolysis activity. Gene Ontology annotation, cellular component: membrane. The transcript is spliced from 4 exons. Gene Ontology annotation, biological process: transmembrane transport. The record is from RefSeq and is a predicted model, not a curated record.